Molecule: messenger RNA, 507 nt
Organism: Scutellospora calospora
Lineage: Eukaryota; Fungi; Glomeromycota; Glomeromycetes; Diversisporales; Gigasporaceae
Source: the annotation of a GenBank genome assembly
AUGUCUUUUAAUAUUCGUGAAAUCACGACCCUUGCUUUUAGCGCUAGUGCCCUCAUAGCUGUUACUUUCCCAGCACUUUUCUACCUUAAUAAAUAUGUCACAUUAAAAUGUAUAGAUAAAAGAAUUACAUCUUUGGAAGACCAAAGAUAUUCAAAACUUUUAUUGCUUAUCGAGAUUCCAAAACAAGUCCGUCACAAAGCUGAAUUAUUAAGAGAACAUGCUAUAAAGUUAACACAAGAAAAACUAAUGUUUGAAAAGGAUGCAAAUAAAACUAUUCCUAGACUACAAGUAUUAAUGUGGUUUGAAAGAUGUAAAGAAGAUGGUGAUGUGAAUAAGGAAAUAGUGGAGGAAUAUUUAGAGGCAAUUAAUGAUAUAAGAGAGCAGAUCUGGAGAAUGGAUGAAGAAAUCAGGAGGAUGCGAAUGGAGUCGAAUGAGCUGAUGAAAAGUGGCGCUAGAAGAGCGCGAGAUGUAGUAAAAGCUGAAAUUAAGGAAAUCGAGCGACAAAUG